This is a messenger RNA of Aedes aegypti (yellow fever mosquito), 1541 nucleotides long. RefSeq names its product zinc carboxypeptidase. The transcript has 2 exons. Gene Ontology annotation, molecular function: zinc ion binding; metallocarboxypeptidase activity. Gene Ontology annotation, biological process: proteolysis. The record is from RefSeq and is a predicted model, not a curated record. Lineage: Eukaryota; Metazoa; Arthropoda; Insecta; Diptera; Culicidae. The coding region runs from base 70 to 1398 and encodes 442 amino acids.
UGCGGCAGUAUCAGUUUUGUUUUGACUCGGACCGGUUCAGCUGUUGCCGGCUUGCAUUUUGGUGCAAAAAUGCGAUUACUUAAUCGACUUAUGUUACUCAUCCCAGUAACCAUCGCUCUGUUUGCGAUCGUAGAUGGCCAUGCUUCAUCGGACCCAUCGAACAAGGCCCGCUAUGAUCGGUUCCGCAUCUACCGGGUACUGCUGGAAACCGAAGAGCAGGUUCAGCUGAUGCAGCAACUGGAGAACCGGAGCGAUAGUUACACCUUCAUGGGCCAUGCCCGGCAUACCAAUCAGAAUCUUACCAUCAUGGUGGCUCCGCAGAAGAUUGCCGAGAUGAGCGAUUUGAUGGAACGGUUCCACAUUCGGGGCUCGGUGCUGUUACACAACAUUCAAGAUCUAAUCGACAAAGAAGACUCCACCGUCAUGCCUAGCGGAAACGACCCGGAACACUUCGACUGGCAACACUACUUCCACCUGGACACGAUCCACAAAUGGCUGGAUUUGCAAGUCACAAAACACUCCUCCAUCCUACAAUCAAUCCCCCUCCAAGCAAGCUACGAAGGCAAUCUCAUCAAAGGGGUCAAGCUCUCCAAGAAAUCCGGCAACACUGCCGUCUUCGUGGAGUGCGGCAUUCACGCCCGCGAAUGGAUCUCCCCUGCUGUGUGCACCUACCUUCUAAAUCAGUUGCUCACAUCUACCACCUCAGAUGUUCAAGACCUGGCCGAGAACUUCGAUUGGUUCUUCUUCCCGGUGGUGAACCCAGACGGGUACAAGUACACCUUCGAGGCGGAUCGCCUCUGGCGCAAGAACCGCAAGCCGUACGGUCUCUGCCGCGGAGUAGAUCUGAACCGGAACUUCGAAAGCGACUGGAACGGAAUCGGAGCCAGUUCGGACCCGUGUGCUUACGACUUUGCCGGUGGAUCCGCAGCGAGCGAGUCGGAGACUCAGGUGCUGCAGAAGUUCCUCAAAGAGAACGCACAGUCCAGCAGAAUCAAGACUUACUUCUCGAUGCACUCGUUCUCGCAGUUGAUCAUGUUUCCGUACGGGUACACGGCGGAUAAGGUUCAGAACUACGAAGAUCUGCAGACGAUCGGAGAAAGGGGAUCGGAAGCGAUUCGAAGAACCCACGGCAAGGAGUACGUUUCGGGAGCGAUGAUCGAGACCAUCUAUCCUUCGUCGGGAGAUUCGGUGGACUGGGCUUACAGCGAAUGUGACGUUCCGGUGGCGUUCACGUUUGAACUGAGAGGUCCUCCGGACAGUACGAAGAUGUUCAUUCUGCCGGCGGAGGAGAUUGAGCCGACUGGGGAGGAAACGCUAGCUGCGUACGUGGCAAUGCUGAAGGCGGCCAGGGAGCUGGGAUAUUACGAGAGUGCCGAAACGCAGAAAGGUGAAUUGUAAACGUGACAGGAAGCAGAGAAAGCCGAAAAUUUAGGUGAUUUCGAUUUUCAUCAUAAGUAGGAUAUUUUCUAAAGAAAAUAAAUAAAAUAGCGGAGAGAUUUGAAAAACUUGAAACAUGGAAAAUAAAUAUUAUGUUGGCAAGA